This is a messenger RNA of Aspergillus novofumigatus IBT 16806, 1613 nucleotides long. RefSeq names its product putative MFS transporter. Gene Ontology annotation, molecular function: transmembrane transporter activity. Lineage: Eukaryota; Fungi; Ascomycota; Eurotiomycetes; Eurotiales; Aspergillaceae. Gene Ontology annotation, cellular component: membrane. Gene Ontology annotation, biological process: transmembrane transport. The record is from RefSeq and is a predicted model, not a curated record. The transcript has 4 exons. The coding region runs from base 7 to 1521 and encodes 504 amino acids.
AGCAACAUGUCUAGCACCACGACUGCAACGAUUACACCCGCCAACUCUCUCGUAUUGGAAGCGACGAAUUCUCGGUCCCCAGAAAAUGACCGGCCAAAGUCCCCAGAACCGCAGCUCCGAAAGGUCGUUGUGCUCAGCCAGCUUUUUGCGGUGACUCUAACAGCCAGCGUGAUCAAUGGGCUCGUCAUUGUCGGUCUGCCAACUAUCACCAAGGAUCUCCAACUUCCCCCUUCUCUAUCCUUCUGGCCUUCAUCGGUGAAUAGCCUCGCGACCGCCUCCACCCUUCUCUUUGCGGGGUCCCUGGCAGACACUGUGGGUCCACGAUGGGUCGAACUCGUGGGUUCCUUUGCCAGUGGCGCAUUGAUGAUCGGUCAAGGUCUGGCUCGCACCGGGCAGGAGCUGGUGGUUUUGAGGGCACUCCAGGGUGUCGGUCUCGCAAUGCACUUGGCCUCUUCGAUCUCCAUCGUGACGCAGCUUCUGCCUCCAGGAAGAAGUCGCAAUGUCGCUUUCUCGUGCUUGGGGGUUAGCCAACCCCUUGGAUUCUCUUUGGGCCUGGUGGUCGGGGCGUCGGGGUGGUUCCUUUCUGGCGGUAUCACGCUCGUAUUCUCAGUUGCCGGUCUCUGGGCUUUGCCUCGGAGUAAGAGCACGCAGUACUCAGAUCUUCUUCACAACAUCAGGACUAAAAUCGACUGGGUUGGUGCUGGACUGGCCUCCGCAUUCAUGGCAUUGCUCUGUUAUCUCCUGGCUAUUCUAAGCGCCGACCCCUCACGGAUCAAAUCUGCCGGUAGCAUGGUCUUUCUAUGUCUGGCUGCCCUUGCGCUUCCGUCGUUUAUCGGCUGGGUCCACUACCAAGUCAAGAGGAACAAGCCAGCUCUCAUUCCCAAUGCACUGUGGAAGAACAUCGCCUUUUCCAGCAUCUGCGCGUCUCUCGCCAUCUCAACAACAGUCGUCAAUUCAAUGGAGCUCUUUGCCAGCUUAUUCUUCCAAGAAGUCCAAGGCCUCUCGGCGCUGGACGCCUCCGUCCGCAUCCUCCCCAGCCUCAUCGUCGGCGUCCUCCUGAACCUCGUCAUCGGCGUCUUCGUGCACAAAGUGCCCGCGUUCUGGAUCGCAACGGUCACCUCCCUCCUCUGCGCCGGUUCCCCCUUACUCAUGGCCGUUAUCCAGCCGUCCUGGCCUUACUGGGGCAAUGCCUUCGUCGCGCAGCUCCUGCAGGCGGUCAGCUUCAACGCUCUAUACACCAUCGGCCUAAUCAUUAUUACGAAUAGUUUCCCAGAUGACACGCAGGCCCUAGCGGGUGCCGUCUUCAACACGGCCGCGCAGUUCGGGAGUGCCCUGGGACUGGCCAUUCUGCAGGUUAUCUCAACCGUCGUGACGGAGGAGUCUGGCGCUGAUGAGACCGGUGCGCUGAUGGCUGGCUACCGCGCCAGUUUCUGGACUAUGUUUGGGUUCAUGAUUCUUUGUACCCUUGUCGGGUACUUUGGGCUGAGGAAGGCGGGUAAGGUCGGCUUGAAACGGGAUUGAGGGCCUGUAGCCCUUCAAAGCCAUCUGCGGUACAUAUCGCUUACUGGAACCAACGGCAAUGCCCUACAUCUGGUUGUGUUGGCUGCGGCGAU